Striga hermonthica is the source of this 918-nucleotide messenger RNA. The record is from the annotation of a GenBank genome assembly. Lineage: Eukaryota; Viridiplantae; Streptophyta; Magnoliopsida; Lamiales; Orobanchaceae.
AUGGCGUAUUACAAUGCCGUGCCUCAACUUCUGCACGACCAGUGGCCCAUCAAGAAAGCCCUCACAAUCUCCGACAUCGAUAUCUCCCACCCAUUCCUCACAUUGUCCAGACAGCAAGUCGAGGCCCAUAUCAUGGUCCACAUGACACCUCAGCUGAAGGACCACCUAAGAGCCGAGGGCCAGGUCAGCUUCGAUACCCAUGACGAUGACACAAAUGAAAUCUUCUCCAUGAAGCUCAAAUGGCGCGGGAGCUACUACAACCUCAUCGGCAAGUGGGGCAAAGUUGUUCGCACCAAGCGACUAGAGGUCGGGCAGGAAAUCAAACUACGGUGGCUCAACAGCUGUCUCCACUUCUCGGUCCCACAGCAGCAGAUUGUCUCGGUCCCGCCUAUAAGAAUGGUGGCGUUUCCUCUAGUACACGACAGCUGGCCGAUCAGAAAGACGUUGACAUCAUCUGAUGUCGACCCAAACCACCCGUUCCUCCCAUUGCCCCGCAAAUCGGUGGAGGAGCACGUGCUGGCCCACUGGACCUUUCUGGAAAGGGAGCGGUUGAGGAAGGAGGAGCAAAUGUCGUUGGAUGCUCGGGACUACGACACUGGGGAGGCCCACGAAAUGAAACUCAAGUGGCGGGGGAACUAUUACAACCUCAUCGGGAAAUGGGGGAAUAUUGUCAGGCAAAGAGGGUUAGGUGUUGGUCAGGAGAUCAGGCUAUGGUGGGCCAACAGCUGCCUCUACUUCUCGGUCCAGGACAAGUUGUAUGUGGCGGGGCCUGGUCCCGAUAACUGGCCCAUCAAGAAAGCGCUCACGCUGUCGGAUGUGGACACGAACCACCCGUUCCUGACAUUGCCCGGGAAGGCUGUGGAGGACCAUAUCCUGGUGGUACUGGGCCAACCAGGCCCGGGAGCAGCUGAGGAAUGA